Drosophila innubila is the source of this 5141-nucleotide messenger RNA. RefSeq lists its product as uncharacterized. Gene Ontology annotation, biological process: regulation of transcription by RNA polymerase II. NCBI's taxonomy places the organism in Eukaryota, Metazoa, Arthropoda, Insecta, Diptera, Drosophilidae. Gene Ontology annotation, cellular component: nucleus. Gene Ontology annotation, molecular function: DNA-binding transcription factor activity, RNA polymerase II-specific; RNA polymerase II transcription regulatory region sequence-specific DNA binding. The coding region runs from base 1074 to 5123 and encodes 1349 amino acids. The transcript is spliced from 6 exons. The record is from RefSeq and is a predicted model, not a curated record.
AAUUCAAUUUGCGCUAUUGCAAUUGUGUUGUUUUUUUUUUUGUGUUUUCAAAUUUGCGCAAAUGCGAGUGCUGGUUAACGCCGGCCGGCAGACGUUUGGCAACACUGUUACUCUAUUGUUUGCCGCUGUUGUGUGAGCAACCCUGCGUGUGUGUGAGCCGUGUGCCGCACACGAAUGUGAGUGUGAAAGCGUGUGGUCGAAAAUUAAGAACAGCAACAAAAAUGUAAGAUUGAAAAACGGCUCUCUUUGUAUGUGAGUGAGUUUAGGGCAGCAGCAAGCAGUAGAGGAAGAAGAAGCGGUAAAACUAAAAAAAUGCUCGCGGGGGAGCAAAGCAAAUUGACAGCAGAGGCAGCAGCAGGAAAGCAGCGCAGCCGCUAAAUCUUUGCCGUCGGUCGCGUCGCAAAAGCAACAUAAAAAACUAAAAACUAAAAUCAAAUAAAAGUUAAAACUAAAACAGAAAAUGGGAAAAUUUCCAUAGCCAAAAAUAAGCAAUAACAUUUUCAAGUUUGACGUUUUUAUGGUGUGUGAAAAGCGAGACGAGGAACAGGGCGCAAAAGGAAUAGGCCACAAAAACUCAAAACAACGAAAAUUAAUAUGUGGAAAGCAUCAGGAGCAGCAGCGCUGAACAGCGUCGACGUCGCAGCAGCCGCCGACAGCGCGUCGAAAGCAGCAACAAAAAGCAGCGCAUGACGUGCAAAGCAACUAGCGAUAAAAUUGCUUUAAAUAAAGUGUAAUACAAAAAACAAAAAUCUAACAAAUAAUAAUAACAAUAACAAAAGCAACAACAACAAACGUUAAACAAGUAGAAGUAGUUGAAGCAGUGCGAAAGAGAGAGGAAGAGGCAGCAAAAGCAGCAGCUAAAGAAGAAGAAGAAGCAGCAAAACUACAAACAGUGAACGCUAAACGCACACGCAAAGCAAAUUACAAUAAAAACGCCAAGAGUUAGUGGGAGAGUGCGAGAGAGAGGGAGAGAAUAAGCUUCAUAUUUGCAACUUUCUCAUUCUCGCAUUAAAUUCAAGCAAAAACACAAAAAAAACCGAGAGAAUUUGUUGUUUGUUGUUGUUGUUGUUGCCAUGGCCAGCAGCAGCAUCAGCACAACAACAAAUGCAGUCGCAGUCAGCGUCAACGUCAACGCCACAACGCUGCCAUCUCUAUUUGCCGGCAACAGCACAACAACAUCAGCAACAACAACAACAACAAACGUAAACGUUGCCGCCAAAGAUAAAGAUAAAGAUAUGGACGGACUGAUUGCCAUCAAUGAUAGCGCAUUAUCGCAACAAAUCGAAUUUAUACUACAAGAUGCUCCCAUGGAGCAGGAUGAUGAGCUGCAGCUUAAUAUGGCAGCGGCAGCGGCAGCAGCGACGUCGACAGCGGCAGCGACGUCGGCAGCGUUAAAGCUCGAUAACCACCCACCGAUAACACCGAUAACAAAUGCAACAAUAACGACGACAACAGCAACAACAAUAAACAGCGCUUCCCCAUACAACAACAGCAACAACAAUAAUAACAACAACAAUCACAACAACAACAACACUUUGAGUGUUGAGGAUCAGCAGCAACUGUUGCUGCAACAACAUCGCCAACAACAACAGCAACAUCAUCUGCUUAAUGGACGCCGCAUAAUCAUACAAUCAACGGGCAACAACAACAACAACCACAACAAUAAUAACAACAACAACAACACCACCGUUUUAACAGCCAGCGACAUUAAAGAGGAGCAACAGGAGCUGGAGGAAAGAGAACACGAUGAUGACGAUGAGGAGGAGGAAGAGGAAGAAGAGGAUCCCGAAUUGAAUGAUGAGAAUUUGCAGGAUAUUGAAGAGGAGGCGCAGGCAGCGGAAGCGGAUGAGGAGCCCGAAACGGCGACACAUCUGCAACAUCAUCAACAGCAGCAACAUCAUCAUGCACACCAGCAACAUCAUCAUCAGCAGCAACAUCUCAACCAGCAACAUCUCAACCAGCAACAUUUGCAAACGCAAGUGAAACUGGAAUUGGAUGAUCUGCCGGAUGAGGAUGAUGAGGAGGAGGAGGAUGAGGAUGAGCAUAUGUCGCAGCCAGCGCAACAACAACAGCUUGAGACACUUCAACAACAACUGGAGUACUCGACAACGGCACAGCAAUUGGUGUUGCCGGCGGGCAGCAUUGUGAGCACCACAACAACACGAGCAUUGGCGGUGCCCGUGUCGGAGGCAGCGUUGGUGCAACUGCAACGUCGACCCGUCUACAUCAGCAAUGCAACAAUGAGCAGUCUGGCGGGUGCAACAUAUGUGCGAAUGCCAGCAGCAGCUGUUAUCAGUCGCAGUCCGAUGACGGUGUUGAAUGUGGUGCAACAGACGGGUGGAUCGACAGCACAAUUGAUAUUGCAGGCGGCAACGGCGGCAGCAGCAGCAACACCAACGCCACAACAACAACAACAACCAUCUGCAACAGCAGCAGCAACAACAACAACAACUGUGCCGUCCCCCAGCAAUGAGCAACAGCAGCAGCAGCAGCAACAACUAGCAGCAAUUGCUCUCGCCCAGCAGCAGCAGCAGCAACAACACCAGCAGCAGCAGCAACAACAACAACAGCAACAUCAUCAGUCCAUUAAACCGGCGCCUGCCACCAACACGGUGGCAACCUCAACAACCAGUUACCAAUGCAUGGAAUGUGUUGAAAAGUUCGAUUCAAAGGAACUCUUUGACAUCCAUCGCAGCGGACACGCCAACAACAUGAAGUGCGCCAUCUGCAACAUGGUGUUGAAAUCCCUGAAAAACUAUGAGAAGCAUUGCCUACGUUGCAAGCCUUACGAAUGCCAGAUUUGCGGUCGUGUUGUACGCUUUCGUCCCAAUUUCAUCAAACAUAUGCGUGUGCAUACGGGUCAGCAAUCGGAGAGGCAUAAAUACAAAUGCGAGGUGUGCCACAAGGAGUUUAUGAGCUUUGAAUACUUCAAGGUGCACAAGAAGAUCCACAACGAGAAUGUCAAUCUGACGUGUGAGAUCUGUGGCAAGGUGUUUAGUGCACUUGCCUCGCUGCGUGGUCACUCCAAGCUGCAUUCGGGCGUCAAGUUGCACAAAUGUGAUGUUUGUGGCAAGGGAUUCGGACAACGUUACAAUCUGAAGAUUCACGCGCGCACACACACGGGCGACUUUCCCUUUGAGUGUAAGGUGUGUAAGAAGAAGUUGCACACACAGUCCUCGUUGCAGACGCAUAUGCAGGUGCAUCUGCGUGAUCAGCCCAAAGGCAGCAGCAGCAACAACAACAACAACAGCAGCAGCAGCAGCGCCGCCAGCAGCAGCAGCAGCGGCAACAAUACCACCAGCAAUAACAAUAACAAUAAUAAUAUAAAUGUGGCAACGAGUGCGGUCAAAAUUGAGCCAGAUUUGGACAGACCAGGCACAAGUCAGCAACAACAACAGCAGCAACAGCAGCAGCAACAACAGCAACAAGAAAUGGAGUUGGAUGAACAGUCGGGUUUGAGUGAUGAGGAGCAUGAUGUUGCCGCUGUUCAUAGCUCGACCAAUAAUAAUAAUAUUAAUAUUAAUAAUCGUUUAACCACCGGCGAGGAUUCCUCCAAUGAAUCCUCAUCGAAUGCCUCGCUACAGCAUCCGCUUUCCUCCUCAGCCAGCUCAUCGCACUCGCAGCAGCAACAACAACAACAGCAACAACAACAAUAUAUUGUAUCGACGCCCACGCGCACUAUUGUUAUUAAAAACUAUGUGCAACAACAGCAACAGCAGCAACAAUCAACAGAUCAGGCAACAGCAACAACAACAGCUACGGCUACAACUGCUGGCAAUGGCAAUUGUUCGAGUGUGCUGCACACACAGGUCAUUCAAAGCGGUGCAGGCACCAGCAAUGGCCAUCACAUCAUCAACAACACCUCCACUAGCAGCGGCAGCGGCAGCAGCAACAACAACUCCAGCAGCAGCAGCAGCAGUAACAACAUGUUAAACAACGGCAAUAAUAGCUGUACAAACAGCAGCAGCAACAGCAAUACAAACAACAGCAGCAGCAACAGCAACAACACCGCCAGCAGCAAUGCUGCAGUGCCAGCAACAACAGCGAAUGCCAGCAGCAAUCUCGCACAGCAAUUGUUGCGUAAAACGCCCAUUAUACAUUCAACGGGAACGCUCAGCUCGGCGCUGGCAAGCGUUGUGCAACAGACGGGCGUUGGUUCGCCGUCACAUUCGCCAUCAUCUUCAUCGCAAUCGUGUUCCUCCACCGUUCUAGUGUCCAAGGCGACGGGUGUACCGCUUUCCAUAGCCUCAUCAGCGGCAUUGGGCGGCUUUACAAUAAUACGCAGUACGCGCAAUCAUCAGCAACAGCAGCAGCAGCAACAGCAGCAACAACAGCAGCAGCAACAGGCGCAGAGUAACUGCAGCAAUCAGCGUGUUGUUGCUGGCGUGGCAGGAGGACAACAUCAGCAGCAACAGCAGCAGCAGCAACAACAACAACCACAACAGCGUAAUAACCACCGAAACCACCACCGACGUCGUCAUCUGGCGGAUAUGGACGACGAUGAUGAUGAUGACGAUGAUGAUGAGGAUGAGACGAGUCAACAACAACAGCAACAACAUCAUCAGCAUCAACAACAUCAUCACAACAAUCAUCACAAUCAUAAUCAUCAUUUCGAUGAUGAUGAUGACGAUGAGAAAUCAUCACCGUCCCUGGCAACCGCCGCCAUCAUUAAAGUUGAACCGAAUCUCUAUUCAUCUGGCUCUGGCGAUAAUUCCAACGAUAUGUUCAUUAAAGAGGAGGUGAUGUUUGAAGAUUCCGCCGCACCGCAUUCACCACAAUCGCCGCCCAGUUCGAAAUUUCGUAUAUCGAAUUUUGAUAGCGAUCUGGUUGAUGAUCAUGUCGAUUUAAAUCAUUCGCUGCCACCGUAUGGCAAUCUAUUUGAGCCGCAUUCAAUACGUGAUAGCAUACCCGUACAAUUAUAUCCAGAUGACGAUGAUGAUUUUCGUUUGGAUCACAGUUCAUUGGGUGGUCUGCACAAUACAUCAUCGUCCACAACGGAUGGUGAUUUCAUAAAAAAGGAAUGGGUCUAUGGCAGUAGUGCAACGAGCAGUUAUGCCAUGAAUGGCAAAUUCGAUGAUGAUAGCGAUGCUCUAUGCGAUGCCGCCAAUUUCAUAUACAAUUGAAAAUCGAAAACGCAAAAC